GUCGGAAGUGCAACGACUUGCCUUUCGUUUAUCUGGUAGGUUAGGUCGAAUCUGUGCGCCAGAGUUGUCGAAAAUGCUGCCAGAUUUCGUGGAUUUUCCGACUGAAUAGUGUACACAGGGUGUUUCGCGAAAAUGUGCAGAACGAGCGUCCGAGCUAAACACAAAAUCAGUGGGGUUGUGUAGUAUUAUUUCGUUUUGUUAACGUCUCUUUCUGGAAUUACCUACCUAGUUUGAAUUUGUUUUGUUAGGUUUACUUAUUUAUUUCUGUGUACCUGUGUGUCUUGUGUACUGUGUGUGUCCUUUAUACCUGUCCGUCUGUAUUUGUAAUGGGAACCUCCUGUGGGCUGCUAUUUGCAUUGUUUGUCGCUUUGGUAAAGGUUUCUCUUGGCGCUGAGCUCGUCAUCCAUAUUCCCGGCAACUUGGGCCAAGAUGGCGUCGUUUACAGACUGGACUACUUUCCGCCUUUUGGUCAUCCCGCUCCGAACACCACCAUAGCCUCGAAAGACAUCAGAGACGUCAUCAAGUUUUCGCAAGCUUUGCCAGGCACCAAAUACGAUUUCUGGCUGUACUAUUCCAACGCCACUCACAAUACUCUAACAUGGACUGCGAAUUUUACUACAGUUCCCGACCCUCCAUCAGGAUUAUCUGUCAACGUUCGGAGCGGAAAAACGGCCAUCAUAUCCUGGGAUCCUCCAUCCCAAGGCAGCUUCACCAGCUUUAAGCUGAAGAUCAACCCCUUGGUGCACAUCUCCGAUCAAAAACAGCAACCGGUCACUAUCGAUAACGUGGAUGGGACCAAGUAUGUGCUGAAUUAUCUUGUACCUGGAGCCACCUACCAAGUCCAAGCCUUCACGGUGUUUGAGAAUAAAGAAAGUGCAGCUUAUACUUCAAGAAAUUUCACCACAAAACCUAAUACCCCCGGAAAGUUCAUUGUAUGGUUCAGGAACGAAACGACGCUAUUGGUUCUAUGGCAGCCUCCCUACCCCGCAGCUAUCUACACCCACUACAAGGUCUCUAUCGACCCUCCAGAUGCCAACGACAGCGUACUGUAUGUUGAGAAAGAAGGAGAACCACCAGGGCCUGCCCAGGCAGCUUUCAAGGGGUUGGUUCCUGGAAGGGCUUAUAACAUUUCCGUACAAACUAUGUCGGAAGAUGAGAUUUCGACCCCCACUACUGCUCAGUAUAGGACGGUGCCCUUGAAACCACAGAAAAUUUGGUUCGAGAGAGACAAAGUUACCACAAACUCAUUCGUAGUACAUUGGGAACCACCUAGUGGUAAAAGUGAAUUCGAUAAGUACCAGAUUUCUUUGGGAACGGUGAGGAAACCACCGCCAGUUCCGAGGUCCAAAGAUGACCCAACUUUUUGGGAGUUCAAGGACAAUUUGGAGCCUGGAAAAACAUAUUCUGUGGUGGUUAAAACUGUUUCCGGAAAAGUCACAUCGUGGCCUCUCACCGGUGAAGUUACUUUGGAACCCCUUCCCGUGAAGAACCUCCGGUCGACGCCCGACCCCACCACUGGCGCGGAGACCAUCUCCUGGCGCCAGGACCCGGCCAGCACCCAGGACGGCUACCUGGUGGCCUACCACGAGGUGGAGAGCACCACGGGCGACAGCAACACGGUGACGGCGAAUGGGACGCGCAUCGGCCUGGAGGCGCUGCUGCCCGGCAGGAACUACUCGGUGGCGGUGCAGGCGGUCAGCGGGGACAGGCAGAGUACGGAGGAGGUUAUUUAUGUGGCGACCAAGCCCAGCACCCCGAUCAUCGAGGAUUUGAGGCCGAUGGUGGACGGUUUGAACAUUAGUUGGAAAUCCGACGUGAACUCCAAACAGGACAAGUACGAAGUCCACUGGAUCAGAAACGACACGAACGAGAGGAACAUACGGACCACAUACGACUCCAAGAUCAUUUUGAGUCAUCUCUAUCCCGGUGCCGGAUACUUGGUGAAAGUUUUCGCUAUAUCCCAUGGGCUGAAAAGCGAGCCGCACGAAUAUUUUCAACCAGUGUUUCCCAGGCCGCCCACGAACAUGACCAUAGACAAGACCACCACCAACUCUGUGAUCGUGCAGUGGCGCGCCCCCUCGGACUCGAUCGUCUCUGAGUACGCGAUCCGGUACAGGACCGACUCGGACAACCGGUGGGUGAGGUUGCCGGCCGUGCAGGAAACGGAGGCCGAGGUGACGGAUAUGACGCCGGGAGAGAGGUACACCGUACAGGUGAAUACCGUGAGCUACGGGCUAGAGAGCAACGAGCCGCAGCAGUUGAACCAUACAGUCAGACCCAACCCCGUAUCGAACAUCGCCCCGCUCGUCGACUCGAACAACGUGACGCUCGAAUGGCCGAGGCCCGAGGGCCGCGUCGACACCUACGUGGUCAAGUGGCGCGAAUCCGGCCACCCCGCGCAGGCGCACAGACGGAACGUCAGCCAGGACCGGAACGGCACGGGCCCGGUGCGGCUGCUGGUGGGCGAUCUGAUGCCCGGCGUGGAGUACAUGUUCGAAAUACGAGCCGUGUCGAAUGACUUGGAGAGCGAUAUCACCGUGUUGAGCACUAGGACGAUGCCUCUGAUCCAGUCCGAAGUCGUGGUGGUCAACAACCAACAGUCGACGGACACGUUAAGCCUCAGGUACACGCCCACUCCUCCCAGCUCCUCCAAAUUCGACAUCUACAGGUUCUCCCUGUCGGAACCCGACAUACCGAACCAAGAGAAGACCGCCAACGACUCGGACAGACUCGUGACUUUCACGAGGCUGGUGCCCGGCAGGCUGUACAACAUCACCGUUUGGACGGUGUCGAACAAUGUGGGUAGCCAGCCGUUGCAGAGGCAAGAUAGGUUAUAUCCCGAACCCAUCACGGGCAUCAACUCCACCUACAUAUCGGACACCGAAAUCUCUCUGACUUGGUCCUCCCCGCGCGGCGAAUACAACGCCUUCGAGGUGCAAUACCUCACCACCGAGAACGUCCUCAUCCAGAACCUCACGCUGCACAACUCGAUAACCAUCGGCGACCUGAGGCCUCACCGCAACUACACCUUUACGGUGAUCGUGCGCAGCGGUACGGAGUCGAGCAUCCUGAGGAGGUCGCUGCCCGUGUCGGCCAUCUUCACCACCAAGGAGUCGGUGCCGGGCAAAGUGGAGAAGUUCGAGCCGGUGGACAUCCAGCCCAGCGACAUCGUGUUCGAGUGGUCGCUGCCCAUGGCCGAGCAGAACGGGGUUAUCAGGAAGUUCACCAUAUCGUAUGGACUGGAGGGCUCCUCGCACCUCCAGUUCAAAGACUUCGGCCCCACCGAAUUCCGCGGCGUCAUCAGACAGCUGAUCCCCGGCCGCUUGUACGCGUUUAAAAUCCAGGCGGAGACGCGCGUCGGCUUCGGUCCGGAGACGGGCUGGAAGCAGAAGAUGCCCAUCCUGGCACCGCCGCGACCCGGCAUCCAGGUGGUGCCCACGGAGGUGUGCAAGAGCUCCACCACCAUCCAGAUCCGGUUCAGGAAGAACUAUUUCAGCGAGGUCAACGGACAGGUCAGAUCCUACGCCAUCGUGGUGGCCGAGGACGACUCGAAGAACGCUUCAGGCCUUGAGAUGCCCAGCUGGCGGGAUGUUCAGGCGUACUCGGUGUGGCCGCCUUACCAGGUGAUGGACCCCUACUUCCCCUUCUUCAACUCGUCCGUGGAGGACUUCACUGUGGGCGGGGAGUCGUGCGACGUCCGGCACUCGGGGUACUGCAACGGGCCGCUCAAGUCCGGGGCCACUUACAGGGUCAAGAUCCGGGCGUUCACCGCUCCCGAUAAGUUCACCGAUACGAAUUAUAGUUUUCCUAUCACGACUGAUCAAGACAACACUCCUAUCGUACUGGGUGUCAUCAUUCCAAUAGUUCUCAUAGUUUUACUAUUCAUCACCAUCAUUUUCAUACGGAGGAGGCGAUCUUUGGGAAAGAGAAAAGCCACCGAUUCAAGGGCGAACGAUAACAUGUCUUUGCCAGAUUCGGUGAUUGAGACUAGCAGACCAGUCAGGAUCGAGAAUUUCUCCAAUCACUAUAGAAUAAUGUCAGCAGAUUCUGAUUUCAGAUUUAGUGAAGAAUUCGAAGAACUGAAACAUGUAGGAAGGGACCAACCUUGCACAUUCGCCGAUCUUCCUUGCAACAGGCCCAAAAAUAGGUUCACCAAUAUACUGCCUUACGACCAUUCGAGGUUCAAGCUGCAACCGGUAGAUGAUGAAGAAGGAUCUGAUUAUGUCAAUGCCAACUAUGUACCGGGUUACAAUUCGCCGAGAGAGUUCGUAGUGACGCAGGGCCCCCUGCACUCCACCAGGGACGACUUCUGGCGCAUGGUGUGGGAGUCGAAUUCGCGGGCCAUCAUCAUGCUGACGCGCUGCGUGGAAAAGGGCAGGGAAAAGUGCGACCACUACUGGCCCUACGACACCAUGCCGGUGUACUACGGCGACAUCUCCGUGCAGAUCUUGAACGAGUCGCGGUACCAGGACUGGAACAUCUGCGAGUUUAUGGUGUGCAGGGGUGAGACUCAGAGGGUGGUCAGGCACUUCCACUUCACGACUUGGCCAGACUUUGGGGUUCCAAACCCACCUCACACUUUGGUCAGGUUCGUCAGAGCUUUCCGAGAGAGAGUGCCUCCUGAUCAGAGGCCUAUCGUCGUGCAUUGCAGUGCGGGAGUCGGUAGAUCGGGCACCUUCAUCUGCCUGGACAGGAUCCUCCAGCAAAUCCUCGUUUGCGACUACGUGGACAUAUUCGGCAUCGUCUACGCCAUGCGCAAAGAGCGCGUUUGGAUGGUGCAGACCGAGCAGCAGUACAUCUGCAUCCACCAGUGCCUGUUGGCCGUGCUGGAGGGCAAAGAUCUGAGCUCCUCCACCAGGGAGAUACACGACAAUCAAGGGUUCGAAGAAAUGGUAUCUGCGUUUAUAAGGCGUUGUAAAAAGCUGCUAUUCUGUGGUGCAGGCAAAGGUGUCGGUGCUGUGGUCGCCUCCGAUUUCCCGCCAGAGGAAAAACUGAGAUGAUGAAGGCAUAGCUGAAUCCGGAAUGUGAAGAAUUGUUUCUACAUGAGUGUUGAUAUUAUCAGUGAACAAUCCAUAUAUGGUUUAGAAGCCCUAUUUUUGAUAGGUGGAUUUUAUAAUGUUUCAUGACAUUUUUAUAUACACAUAGACUCAUCAUUUUACACAUGUUAUAGCAAGCUACCUAUGUAACCAUCUAGGAAUUUUAUAUAUUGAUAUUAUUGGACAUAAGAGUUUUUUACUGAAAUUUAGAUGGGUAUUACUCCUAGAAUGUGGUCUGUAUUGUUAUUAUUUAUUGUUACAUAUUUGGUACAAAAAAUUUACUAAUCUGAUAAUUAUAUAUAGGUAUGUAUAUUUUAUUUGUAUUUCAGAAACUGUUUUUAGGCCUAAUGAUAUUAUUCAUAAUAUCAUUUUGGGAGUGUAUUUUUUGGUAUACAAAAAAUGAUUCUGUGAUAAUUUUAAUUUGGGUUUUGGAAUUAUGGAUAGAUACACUCUGUUGUUACAUAUUUCAACUCAGAUCCUUGACUAAUUCUAGUGUUUACCUUGUCCCUGUACUUAAUUUUACUUUAAUAAUAAAGUAUUUUAUGUAAUACAAAGAAGUUUUUCAUUCCUAUAAAUAAUUGUACCUGAAAGAUCAUCCAAUAUAGUGGUGAAAUGAAAUAAACUCAAAAAUAUAAAAAUUUCAGAAUGUAAAUAUAUUUGCAAUGAAUGUAUAUAAAAUAAAUCAAUUUAAAGUAUACAACACAAGAAGUCAACAACAGAAUCCUACCCUAUCCCUUGGAAUGAGCCUCAAUUCUGAGCCAUGUUUCAGAAAUACAGU
Messenger RNA from Phaedon cochleariae (mustard beetle), 5814 nucleotides. The record is from the annotation of a GenBank genome assembly. Lineage: Eukaryota; Metazoa; Arthropoda; Insecta; Coleoptera; Chrysomelidae.